UGUGGCUAGCGCAGGGGUGCGGCCAGACUGGGGCACAGGCAUCAUCCCUACGGGCGCGCUGGUUCUAGCGGCGGUGACGCAGUUCCGGCGCGCCGGUUCUAGCAGCGGCGGGAGCGGGAGCUGAAGAUUGUCUUCCCUGUCGAAGUCUGGCGACUAGGAGGACGUACGGGCUAGACUCUGGAGCUCGGACUGCUCUCUUCCACUCCACACUCCUCGAGUCCGCAAGAUCCUGGGCUGCAGCCUCUGCGGGCCGUCCCCUCUUGGAGACGCCAAGGAGUGCAAAGCCACAACGUGAAGUGAAGGCCGGGUGAAGUGUUUUCUCAAGCACUGGGGGCCUGGAGCUGAGCAGGGGUGGGCAUGGCCAGCAUUACCCAGCUCUUCGAUGACCUGUGUGAGGCCCUCCUGCCUGCUGCCAAGACUCACCUGGGCCAGCGCAGUGUGAACCGGCAGAGGGCAAAGCAGAGUCUCAAGAAGGUGGCCUACAAUGCUCUUUUCACAAAUCUUUUUCAAGAUGAGAUGCGUCAGCUGCAGUCUGACCUGUCAAAACUCCCAGUGAGAAACAAGAUCCUCAUGUUGUCCUUUGACUUGAGAGUGGGUGGCCUGGGCCCGGAGGCAGACCGUUUGGAGGAGCUUGUGGAGGAGCUUGAAGCAGCCCCUUGCUGUCCACUUGUGGAGGUGGGGUCUAUUUUGGACCUCCUGGUUCAGCUGGCAGGGAGUGGUCCCCCUCAAGUAGUGCAAAGAAAACGGGGCUACUUCCUUAACAACAAGCGUGUGGGGAGAAAUGUUCCAUAUGGCGGCUACGAUUGCUAUGAUGUCAGUGCAUUUGAGUUGGACAUUCAGUCUCUGAUCUCCAGAGAGGAAUCUUUGUGUCUUAGCAUGAUCCAGGAAACACUUCAGGUUAUGGAGGCUGCCCCAGGCACUGGCUUACCCACUGUUGGGCUCUUCUCAUUUGGUGACCCUUGUAGUGACAAAUUUGAAAGAGACACCCGGGUCUCACUCUUUGGUGCCCUUGUGCACAGCCGAACUUACGACUUGGAUGUCCGACUCGACCUGCCCCCGGUGCCAGAUAGUGCAGAUCUUUCUGGACUGGCCAUUAAGGUUCCUCAGAGUGUGGAUCAGUGGGAGGAUGAAGGGUUCCAGUCAGCGUCUAAUUUGACACCUGAUUCCCAGUCUGAACCCAGCGUAACCCCAGACGUGGACUUGUGGGAAGCUGCACUUACCUAUGAGCCCAGCAAGCGGAGAUGCUGGGAGCGAGUUGGAUGCCUCCCUGGCCACAGAGAAGAGCCCUACCUCACAGAGGCAGGAAGGGACACUUUUGACCGGUUCUGCAGACUCCGCCAAGGGGAGCUACAGGUUCUCAGUGGGGGCCUCUUGCAGGCCCCACACCCUGUGCUGGUGAAGGAGUGUGAACUGGUGAAGGAUGCACUGAAUGUCCUGAUUGGGGUCGUAUCCACCACAUUUUCCCUCUGCCAGCUGGCCCAGGCUUUCACAGUGAAGUGUGGUGUCCACGUGUCAGGAGCGUCUCCUGAGAGCAUCAGCAGCCUUCUCUCAGAGGUGGCCGAAUAUGGGACCUACUACACACGCCUGAGUCAUUUCUCUCUGCAGCCCGUCCUAGAUGCUUCAUAUAGCAAGGGUCUUGUGUUCCAGGCCUUCACCAGUGGCCUAAGGAGGUACCUGCAGUACUACCGGGCCUGUGUUCUCUCCACACCUCCCACCCUGAGCCUCCUCACCAUUGGCUUUCUGUUCAAGAAAUUGGGCCGGCAGCUCAGGUACCUGGCUGAGCUUUGUGGCGUGGGCAUUGCGCUCCCAGGAGCCAGUGGAGGAGGGCCCAGGGCUGCGUUCCCCACUGGAGUGAAACUGCUGUCUUACCUCUACCAGGAGGCUCUGGGUAACUGCAGCAACGAGCAUUACCCUGUGCUACUGUCCUUGCUGAAGACUAGCUGUGAGCCCUACACGCGGUUCAUCCAUGACUGGGUGUACAGUGGGGUCUUCAGAGAUGUUUACGGCGAGUUCAUGAUUCAGGUGAACCACGAGUACCUGGGCUGCAGAGAUAAGCUCUACUGGACCCACGGCUAUGUGCUCAUUUCCAAAGACGUAGAGGACUGCGUGCCUGUGUUCCUGAAGCAUAUCGCCUAUGAUGUGUAUGUCUGUGGCAAGACCAUCAACCUGCUCAGGCUCUGCCAUCCCCGGCAUUAUCUCUGUUGGUCCGACGUCCCUGUGCCUCGCAUCUCAGUAAUUUUCUCCCUUGAGGAGUUGAAGGAGAUUGAGAAGGACUGUGCUGUCUAUGUUGGGCGGAUGGCAAGGGUGGCUCGCCACAGCUCUAUCAGCAAAGAAGAGAAGGAAUUACGUAUGGAAAUUGCAAAACAAGAAUUAAUUGUCCAUGCCCGGGAAGCAGCAUCCAGGGUCCUGAGUGAGCUGAGUGAUAGGCAGAUGUUGGAGCAGAUGGCUUUGGAUGCCCGGAAGCGAGAACAGUUUCAGAGGCUGAAAGAACAGUUUGUGAAGGACCAGGAGCGACGCCUGGCAGCCAGACAGGAGGAGUUGGAUGAUGACUUCAGCUAUGCCCGUGAGCUCCGAGACAGGGAGAGAAGGCUGAGAUCCCUGAAAGAGGAGCUAGAGAGGAAGGCGAGGCAGGCCCUGGUCGACCAUUACAGCAAGUUGUCCGCAGAAGCAGCUCGGCGGGAGCAGAGGGCGCUGUGGAGAGUCCAGAGGCACCGACUAGAAAGUGCACGGCUUCGUUUUCUCUCAGAAGAUCAGAGAUGCAUCCAGCAUGAAUUUCAGGGGGUACUAGAAGACGUGUUGGAGGGUCACAGGCCUCAGGAACCGCUACCGCUUGCUGUCCUCCAGAGUGCAUGCUCCCAGGCUACAUCUCUGGGUCCUGAGCACCCAGACAGAGGCCAAGGCUGUGAUUCCAGGCCCAGAAAGCGGCACUUGGGCACCUGGGACUGUGUCCAUAGGCUGAGUGCACCAGUGUCACCAUCCCUGGAGGCUACGGCAAUGGGGACUUGCGAGGGGCUCCAGCCAGGGGACAAGGCUGGGCCCUUCUCUGCUGGCCUCAGUGUUGGAGACUUCCUGCCCAUGCGCCUGGAGGCCGAGCAGCCUGUGCAGACCAGUGAGGCCCCCCUGCUGGAGGAAGUGCUGCAGACCAUCUGUCCAGAUCUGCCCUCUGCAGCUCUUGGGGAGACACCUGCAGCAGCCAGCACUCAGUCCUGUGAGCUGCAGGAGUAUGAUUUUAGUACCAUCCUGAGGCCAGCUGUGGCCACUUCUCCAGGGACUUUCCAGGCUAUAGAGGGCAGCUUGAGCAGCUCAGGGCAACAGAUGUGGGGGGACACUGGCAUGAAGCUGGGUGCAUGUGUCCCUGACACACAGGUGGCUCUGCCUCAGUCAUACCCACACAGCAGUGUCACUUCUGAGGAGGGGAGCAGCCACUCCACAGAGCAGCCCCUUGGACACAUGUCAGGGAAUGACGUUCCCACAGAAGGCUGUGUUCAUGGAAUGGCCCCCUCUCGGCCACAGUGGAAACUCCAUCGUCAUGUGUCAGAUGCUAGCAUCAGGGUUGGGGAGAACGUGUCAGAUGUAGCCCCCUCUAGACUGCGGUGGAACCUCCACGGGCACGUAUCAGAUGCCAGCAUCAGGGUCGGGGAGAAUGUGUCAGAUGUGGCCCCUUCUCGGCCACGGUGGAACCUCCACGGGCAUGUGUCAGACGCCAGCAUCAGGGUCGGGGAGAAUGUGUCAGAUGUGGCCCCUUCCCGGCCACGGUGGAACCUCCACGGGCAUGUGUCAGAUGCCAGCAUCAGGGUCGGGGAAAAUGUGUCAGAUGUGGCCCCUUCCCGGCCACGGUGGAACCUCCACGGGCAUGUGUCAGAUGCCAGCAUCAGGGUGGGGGAAAAUGUGUCAGACAUGGCCCCCACCCGGCCAUGGUGGAACACUCGUGGACACAUCUCUCAGUUCCCCAUGAUGCUGGGGACACUGUCGUCAGAAGCUGAGCCAAACAAGUCUGGAACCCCCCAGGCCUCCGCUGGCCAGGUGUCCUUGGCAGGCCUCAGUCCUGGAGCACAGAGCCUAGCCCUGGAGAGUGGGCCACAGUCCCCUGUGGAAACGGUGCUCUCAGCGUACUCCUCUGCCUCUGGCAGUGAGGAAGAGAGCAGCCUCCAGACCUCACCAUCAGCUGUGGCCAGACCUCAUACUCUGGGAGAUGGUGUCCACGAGGAGCCAGGCCCAGGGAGGAGUGGAGACACUGAGGACCUCUCUGCAAGUUGGCCUCUGAACCCACAGGAAGACGCAGCUGCCCAGAGCAGCCCAGGCUCUGGCAAGGAAGCGGUGGAGGCCCGGCGCUGGGGCCAGGAGCAGACCUACCUGAAAGGCCUGGCCACGCAGUAUCCUCUGGAGCGGUAUCCGGACAGCUACGAGGCCAUGUCGGAGCCACCUGCUGCUCACCUGCUACACCACGCGCUUCCUCGGGCCUUCGCCUUCCCUGUGGACCCUGAGGUCCAGUCAGCCGCGGACGAGACUGCAGUGCAGCUGAGUGAGCUGCUGACGCUCCCUGUGCUCAUGAAGCGUUCGAUCACCGCCCCGCUGGCCGCCCACAUCUCCCUAGUGAACAAGGCUGCUGUCGACUACUUCUUCGUGGAGCUGCACCUCGAGGCGCACUGCGAAGCGUUGCGGCACUUCCUGCUGAUGGAGGACGGCGAAUUUGGCCAGUCACUCAGUGACCUGCUCUUCGAGAAACUUGGGGCUGGGCUGACGCCUGGGGAGCUGCUCAGCCCGCUGGCCCUCAACUCAGUCCUGAGCAAGGCCCUGCAGUUCAGCCUCCAUGGGGACUCUCCGCACGCUGCCAACCUCUCCUUUGCUCUCAAGUACCUGCCUGAAGCGUUUGCGCCCAACGCCCCGGACGUGCUGAGCUGCCUGGAGCUCAGGUACAAGGUGGACUGGCCCCUCAACAUGGUCAUCACCGAGAGCUGCCUGAGCAAGUACAGCGGCAUCUUCUCCUUCCUGCUGCAGCUGAAGCUCAUGAUGUGGACGCUGAAGGACGUCUGCUUCCACCUCAAGCGCUCAGCCCUGGUGAGCCGGGUGGCCAGCUCCGUGCAGUUUCGCCAGCUGCAGUUGUUCAAGCACGAGAUGCAACACUUUGUGAAGGUCACCCAGGGCUACAUUGCCAACCAGAUCCUGCACGUCACCUGGUGUGAGUUCAGGGCCAGGCUGGCCGAGGUGGGCGACCUGGAGGAGAUUCAGCGAGCCCAUGCUGAGUACCUGCACAAGGCCGUCUUUAGGGGCCUGCUAACCGAGAAGGCGGCACCGGUCAUGAACAUCAUCCACAGCAUCUUCAGCCUCGUGCUCAAGUUCCGCAGUCAGCUUAUUGCCCAGGCCUGGGGCCCGGCCAGUGGCCCUCAGGGUGCUGAACACCCCAACUUUGCCCUCAUGCAGCAGUCCUAUAGCACCUUCAAGUACUACUCCCACUUCCUGUUCAAAGUGGUGACCAAGCUGGUGAACCGUGGCUACCAGCCCCAUCUAGAAGACUUCCUGCUGCGCAUCAACUUCAACAACUACUACCAGGAUGCCCGAGGGCCUCCCAUGCAGGGGACGUGUGGGAAAUAAAGGUGCCUCAGCCUAUCAUUA
Messenger RNA from Otolemur garnettii (small-eared galago), 5613 nucleotides. It is a transcript of the gene TUBGCP6, whose product is annotated as tubulin gamma complex associated protein 6. Bases 358 to 5592 code for a protein of 1744 amino acids. The transcript has 26 exons. NCBI's taxonomy places the organism in Eukaryota, Metazoa, Chordata, Mammalia, Primates, Galagidae. The record is from RefSeq and is a predicted model, not a curated record. Gene Ontology annotation, biological process: meiotic cell cycle; spindle assembly; mitotic cell cycle. Gene Ontology annotation, cellular component: equatorial microtubule organizing center; spindle pole; centrosome. Gene Ontology annotation, molecular function: microtubule minus-end binding; gamma-tubulin binding.